Molecule: messenger RNA, 4707 nt
Organism: Pseudozyma hubeiensis SY62
Lineage: Eukaryota; Fungi; Basidiomycota; Ustilaginomycetes; Ustilaginales; Ustilaginaceae
Product: likely glycogen debranching enzyme
Exons: 1
Coding region: 1-4707 (1568 amino acids)
Biological process (GO): glycogen catabolic process
Molecular function (GO): amylo-alpha-1,6-glucosidase activity; 4-alpha-glucanotransferase activity
Source: RefSeq, a predicted model, not a curated record
AUGUCGUCCACCAAGGUGACUACCAACGGGCACGGCUCUGAGAGCCGCGUCGAGCCAGUCAAGGUGUACGAGCUCGUCCUCGAGCAGGAUGGAAGUCCCGACGAGCAGAGGUCCUACAUAAGACUUCCUGCUCCCGUGCAGCCCUACGUCCUCCGCUUCUCCAUCGAAGCUGGCGCUACGGCAUCUAGCGAUGCUUACCUGUGGACCAACUAUUCCAACAAGCGGAGUACAUUUGAGCGUACCUCCUUCGAAAAGACGCCCUUUGCUUCAUCCGCUUCUUCGGCAAAUCGAGUCGACCUCCUCAUCAAAUCGGCCGGUGUCUUCGAGUUCUACGUGGAAUACACCACCGACGAAAACGACAAGGCAGCUGGUGACCUCUUUGAGAGCAAAGAGCAAAAGCCAGCACGCAAGAGGGGCAAGAGCGGUUACUUCAACGUCGAUCCCAUCCUCAACGUAGCGGUGCGUAAGCCCAUCCUUGGCGAUGAUGGAAAAGCUCUUUCCUCCAAGCAGGGUGGCGGUGCUAUCACGGGCAAGGAAGACUUCCUCGCCCUUGACGGCAUCGUCCUCCAGACGCUCAUCUCUAAGUGGGCAGGUCCUCUCGCAGAAUGGAGCGUCCAUCUCGAUUCCGCCCGCGAUGCCGGAUACAACAUGAUUCACUUCCCGCCACUCAAUGUGCGCGGAGCCAGCAACAGCCCUUACUCCAUCGGCGACCAGCACGACUUUUCCAACGAUCUCUACCCGACGCAGAUUCAGGGUCCUGAGCACAAAGCAGAGCGCAUCAAGCAGCUCACGGCAGUGUUGAAAGACAUGAAGUCCAAGCAUGGCCUGCUCAGCAUGAGCGACGUCGUCUGGAAUCACACUGCACACAACAGCGAAUGGCUCAACGACCACCCCGAUGCAGCAUACAGUCCCGCCAAUUCUCCACAUCUUCAGCCUGCCGAUGAACUCGAAAAGGCACUCUUGAAGCUCAACAGUCGCCUGCAGGACUACGGUAUUCCAGAAGAGAUCAAAUCCGAUGCAGACGUCGCCAAGCUCAUCGACGCCGUCAAGCAGCACGCUGUCAGCCCCCUCAACCUCUGGCAGUAUUAUGUCAUUGACGUCAAGGCGGCCAAGGAAAGCUUCGAAGCUGCACUUUCUUCCAGCGAAGCUUCUUCCGCCUCCAAGAAUGCCACCCAGACCAGUCUCAAGGCUGCCGCCGAAAAGAUCCGAGCAUCUGCCGUGCAGAAUGAAUUGACGCUCGCGGGCCGAUUCGCCACCACCAUUGACGUCAAGGAGGCUCUUCGAGUCUUCCGAUCCGAUCUCGGUCUGACCGAUGCUGAGGAAUCGAUCAAUUCCUUUGCCAAGGUCAUCGACGAGGUCAACGCUUCCUACUACUCUACAUACGACGAUGAUGUCAAAGCGAUUCUGAGCAACCUCGAGGGUCGUCUCAAGUUCACAAGACUCGACCCUAACGGCCCACAGCUCGGAAAAAUUUCGCCCAAAAACCCAUUCUUCGAGCCCUACUUCACUAGACUGGAUCCCAAGCACCCUAGCGCAGCUGGUCGCGAUGCCAAGGAGCUCUCUCUCGCCAACAACGGAUGGAUUUGGGCAGCCAACCCACUCGAGGAUUUUGCCUCGAACAAGUCGCGUGUCUACCUCAGACGUGAGCUCAUUGUCUGGGGCGACUGCGUCAAGCUCAGAUACGGGUCCGGUCCGCAAGAUUCGCCGUACCUGUGGAAGCACAUGGAAGAGUACACCAAGCUGCUCGCCUCCAAUUUCGAUGCUAUUCGAAUCGACAACUGCCACUCGACGCCGAUCCACGUCGGAGAGCACUUCCUCGACAUCGCCAGAAGAGUCAACCCAAACCUCUACGUCUGCGCCGAGCUCUUCACAGGUAGCGCCGAGAUGGAUGUGCACUUUGUCAGCCGUCUCGGUAUCAACUCGCUCAUCCGUGAAAUGGAGAACGGUCAUGACCCCAAGGAAGAGAGUCGACUGCUGUACCGAUUCGGUGUCAACAAGCCCAUCGGAUCCAUGGACGGUGCCUGUCUCACCACCGCAGCCAAGAUCUCGUUGCCCGAGGCCAACUUGAAGGACGCCGACUGCCUCGUGGAGCAGCUGAGCGGCUCCAGCCCCCAUGCACUUUUCAUGGACGUGACUCACGACAACGAGACGCCCACAAUGAAGCGCACCACCGAGGAUGCCAUCACGAUGGGUGCUCUCGUCGCCUUCUCGUGGUCCGCCAUCGGAAGCACCAAAGGUUUCGACGAUCUCUACCCCAAGACACUCGACGUGGUGCAGGAGAGUCGUCUCUAUCGUCCGAUCAGCAAUCCAGAGGACAGCGGCAUCGGCUCCAUCAAGCGGGUCGUCAAUCAUUUGCACGUCGAGAUGGUUCGCAGCGGCUACACGGAGGGACACGUCCAUCAGGAAAGUGAUUACCUGCUGAUGCACCGCGUCCAUCCGCAGACGCAUCGCGGGUUUGUCUGCCUCGCGCACACUGCUUUCCACAAAGGCUCCAAGGACCGCGGACAGGCCGGCCCUUUCAAGCUCGAUCGCACGCGCGUCACCUACAUCCUCGGCAAAUCUCUCGAGGUUACCAGCACCGAUGUCGCCAAGGAUGACAAGUAUCUCGAUGGACUUCCUUCCAAGCUCGUCGACCUCGCCGAGCCGGAGGUCCGUGUGACCCAGGACAACGGUCGUCUGCGAUACUCCGAGAUUGUAGUUCCCGACUUCUUCCCGCCUGGUAGCGUCAUGCUCUUCACAACCGAAAUGGAGAACAUCGACCGUGACAUUGACUCUCAGUGUCUCUCGGGAGCAGACGAGGCGAUGGCCAACCUCGACCUCGUCGAUCUCAAUGCGGUACUCUACCGCGCUGAUGGCGAGGAGAAGGAUGUCACAGAGGGAGGUGAUGGUGUCUACACCAUUCCGAACAGCGACGCUCUCGUCUACUGUGGUCUCGAAGGUUGGAUGGCUAUGCUGCGUCCCAUUAUCCAAUCGAACGACCUCGGCCAUCCUCUCUGCGCUCAUCUUCGUGAUGGCACAUGGGCUCUCGACUACGUGCACGAAAGGCUCGUCAAGCAGACCAACGUUCUGCCUCGAUUGGCCGAGCCGGCCAAGUGGUUGUCGCAGCGCUUCGACCUCAUCAGGGACACUGCCCCGAACUUCAUGCGUCCCAAGUACUUUGCUCUGGUCAUGAAGGCGGCCUACGACGCUGCCGUUCGAAAGGCUCUGUCGCGAAUGUCACCUAUCAUCAAGGACGGUCACGACUUCAUCAAGGCGCUUGCCCUCUGCUCUGUGCAGAUGAACGGCGUGGUAAAGUCGGCUUCGUUGUGGCCAGACAAGCAGGUAGCUUCCAUGGCCGCAGGUUUGCCCUUCUUUGCUGCCUCUUGGGCCAGAUUGUGGGGUCGCGAUGUCUUCAUUUCCCUCCGUGGUCUCUACCUGGUCACUGGAAUGUUUGAGCAUGCGAGAGAGCACAUCCUGUCUUUCGGCUCGACGCUGAAGCAUGGCAUGAUUCCCAAUCUGCUCGAUUCUGGCAAGACGCCCCGAUACAAUUGCCGAGAUGGCCCUUGGUUCUUUGCUCAAAAUGUGCAAGACUACACCAAGAUGGUGCCGAACGGUGAAGCCAUCUUGAGCGAGAAGGUCGCCCGUCGCUUCCCACUCGACGACGAAUGGGUCCCAUGGGACGAUCCCAAGGCCUAUGCCCACAAGAGUUCUGUAGCUGAGCUCAUCCAGGAAAUCUUGCAACGUCAUGCGUCAGGCAUUCACUUCCGCGAGUACAAUGCUGGACCAGCUAUCGACAACGACAUGCACACGGAGGGAUUCAACAUCGAUGUCGACGUCGACUGGGAGAGCGGUAUUAUCUUUGGAGGCAACGAGCACAAUUGCGGAACGUGGCAGGACAAGAAUGGAUCUUCCUCGAAGGCCGGCAAUAAAGGUGUUCCAGGUUCUCCUCGUAACGGAGCUGCCAUCGAGAUCACUGCACUGCUGAAGAGCACCCUCUCUUGGGUCGCCGAUUUGCAAAAGAAGGGAGUUUGGAAGGAGGCCAAGGGCGUGGAGGCGACUGUCAAGGGGCAAAAGAAGCUCGUUACUUACGAGGAAUGGGCCGAACUGUUGCAAAAGUCGUUCGAGCACGCCUACUACAUUCCAGUCGAUGCCAGCGAAGAUGGCUUGUACGACGUCGACACUAAGCUCGUCAACCGUCGCGGAAUCUACAAGGACGUCUACGGCUCGUCCAAGGGUCGCGAAUGGGCCGACUAUCAGUUCCGCUCCAACUUCCCCAUCGCCAUGUGCGUUGCACCUGAGCUGUUCAAGCCCGAGCACGCCAUGAACGCUCUCAACAAGGCUCGCGAAGUUCUCGUCGGACCUCUCGGUAUGAAAACGCUCGAUGCGUCUGACUGGAACUACCGUCCAAACUACAACCAGCUCGACACGGACGAUCCUGCCACUUCGUGCGGAUGGAACUACCACAACGGACCCGAGUGGGUCUGGCUGCGCGGAUACUAUCUGCGCGCUGUGGCCAUCUUUGGCGCAAAGGCAGGUGUCGAGCGCUCGGUGCUCAACCACCGCAUCAACAGCAUGAUGCUCGAGCACCGAAAACACAUCCGCACCUCGCCUUGGGCCGGUCUUCCCGAGCUCACCAACGCUGACGGCGCCCACUGCUCGGACUCCUGCGCAACUCAGGCGUGGAGUGCAGCGGCGCUGCUCGAUGCCUUGGAGGAGAUGGCCAAGUAA